Calypte anna (Anna's hummingbird) is the source of this 2546-nucleotide messenger RNA. It is a transcript of the gene CD38, whose product is annotated as CD38 molecule. Gene Ontology annotation, biological process: positive regulation of B cell proliferation. Gene Ontology annotation, cellular component: plasma membrane. The coding region runs from base 122 to 1048 and encodes 308 amino acids. Lineage: Eukaryota; Metazoa; Chordata; Aves; Apodiformes; Trochilidae. Gene Ontology annotation, molecular function: phosphorus-oxygen lyase activity; NAD+ nucleosidase activity. The transcript has 9 exons. The record is from RefSeq and is a predicted model, not a curated record.
UCCUAAAACCCAUUUCGGGGCUUUCACAACGAUUGAAUUGGCUCCAGCCCCAUGGGAACAGGGCGGUGGGAAGCAGUCCCGGGUGAGCAGUUGCUGCUGCUCUUCAGGCAGCCCCGGCAGGAUGCCUUUCCAGCAGGGUUCUGCUCGCAGCCGGCAGAGAACCGUCCUGCUGCUGGGGAUGGUGGUCCUGCUGGUCGCCCUGGUUGUCGCCGUCGUGCUGGCCUCCCUCCUGACUCACAGGAAGCAAGGGGACGGUCCCCAAAUGCUGAAGUGGAAGGACAGAGGGACCACUAAGAACCUGCAAGAGGUCAUCUUGGGAAGAUGCUACAACUACGUCCUGGCGCGGCACCCGGAGCUGGGAGAUAAGGAUUGCCUAAAAAUAUGGGAAACAUUGAAGCAUGCCUUCAUGUACAAGAAUCCCUGUAAUAUCACAACAGAAGAUUAUCAGCCUUUAAUGGAGCUAGGAAGUCAUCCCAUCCCCUGUAACAAGUCCCUGUUUUGGAGCAAGACAAAUGACCUCGUCCAUCGUUACACAAAAUCCAACCAGAAUUUCCUCACCUUGGAGGACACUUUGUUGGGUUACAUGGCUGAUAGGGUUUCAUGGUGUGGAGACCCCUCUGACCCAGGGAUCAACUAUGAGUCUUGUCCAAAACGAAGUGAAUGUGAGAGCAACCCUAGCUCUGUCUUCUGGAAAAUGGCAUCCAAGAUGUUUGCAGAAGCAGCUUGUGGUGUGGUCCAGGUGAUGCUCAAUGGAUCAAUAGAAGCUGGAGCUUUCAGAAACAGCAGCAUCUUUGGCAGCAUUGAGAUCUUUAACCUAAAUCCAGAUAAAGUCUCUGCAGUACACAUUUGGGUCAUGCAUGACAUUGGUGGACCUCAAAGUGAAUCCUGCUCAGGUCAUUCCAUUAAGAGGUUAAAAAGCAUCUUAGAAGAGCGAAACUUUAAGAUCACCUGUGAAGACAACUACAGGCCAGUCCAGCUCCUCCAGUGUGUGCACAGCCCUGAGCACAUGGACUGCAGGCUCUGCACCAACCCCACCCCAGCCCCCUGACACCGAGGGCUCCGUGCUCUGGAGAUGCUGAUUAUUUGUAUAUAGAGCUGGAAAAGAUGUGGCUGCAUAGCUUAGAGUGAUAAAUAGCAGUGUGGUGGGGACAGAGCCCAGAACCAGAAAUCCUUGCUGUGCUACUAACAGCUGAGCAGCAGGAGAUGGGGUUUUAGAUAUGAUUUCUGUACACACAGGCACACAGAGAUUGUUUCAGAGGGACCAGGGCCAUGUUCAGUGGUUGAGGAAGAUGCUUUGCACUGGUGUGCUCCCUCCUGCACAGCUCCUCUUGUGCCCAGAGGCUCAGAGCAGGGAUUCCCCCUGGGAGAGCACAAAAAAGAAAGAGACUUUCCAGUGGAGGCAGAACUUGCCUGGAUUUGUGCUCAGCUUCUUCCCUGCUGGGAGGCUGGAUGGGUUGGACUCAGUGAUCUUAAAGGUCUUUUCCAACCUCAAUAAUUCUGUGGGAUGGAUGGAGCAUGCUGACCCCUCUCUGCUUCCCAGUGUAACAGCCCUGAGAGGGCUGUUUCUCCCAUGUAAGACUGUGGCACCUCUAAACAGAUAAAGCAAGUGAUGGAAGAGACAGAGCAUUUUCUCAACUUUUAAUGGGUAGCACAGGAAGGGGCUGGUAGGGAAAUGGCUGGGCUGAGCCAAGAAAAGACCAGAAACCACCCAGAGGGUUGCCAGCAUCUGUAAGAUCAUGUCAAGCGUGCAGCUGGGGAGAGAAAAUAGGAAGACUGACUCAGGCAGCCCCAUUAAAACUCUACUGCAGGUCAGAUUACAUUUUCUCCUUAAUAUAGCAGCAAGUGUAAGCCAUCCAGUUUUCAUAAAAGAUCCCUGAGGCCACAGCUUGGCCACCCACUGGAAGACAAACAUCAGAAGGUUGCCACAAUAAGGAGUCUCUCUUGACUUCAGCUCCUGAGAUGAAAGGUGAUGCCUUGCAGAGCAUGAAUUCAUGAGCAGGAACAUGCUGUAGUGCACCAAAAGAGCAGGUUUCACUGAUUUCCUUUGAUUUCUAUUUUGCUGGCCUCAAGCCUGGUUAAGUGAAGUGUUCAGAACAAAACAAAGAUCAGCUUGUGGCCAUGGCUGCAGUGACUUUGACACUAGGAGACCAGAGCAGGCUCUGGUGCAGAUAUGGCCUUAGGUGAUGUAGUGCCAGCACAAUCAGCAAUUGCCAACCCAGGAGGCAGUGGGAGGUUCCCAUGACCCCACAGGGUUAUGAUGCUGGAUGUUUUUGUGGCUAUCCAGAGUGUGAAGCAUCCUGAUGAAGCUACACAAGCUGGUGUAAUUUGGAGCAUCUCGAGAUCAACCUUUUCUCUGUAAUACAUGGGCCUGCACUGAGCACAGCUGGACCACCCCCAAGACCUCACCAGUAAUGUUUACAAUAUGUGAAAUGUAUUUUUUAUUGCACUCUGUUGUGUAAGCACUUACAUGCAUCAAUGCAGACACAUACCAAUACUUUCAAAUAAGUUAUUGCUGACUGAAGGUAAAGAGUUUGUCCUCGUGCUCA